AUGGCCCUGCCGUCAGACAGUGGACCGGAUGCGAGAUUUUAUGUAAGUUUGGUCUUUACAACUUGUUCCGUAUUUUGCUUUAACAUAUCUUUCAUCGUAUAACAAACCGUGGGCGCAGCUUAAAGUUCUCGAAAAUUAAUUUUUUCGACAAAAUGUGACCAAAUUCGUAUGAAAAACGAUCUUUACUGAUAAGGUUUCGUAACAACCUUUACAAAUUUUAUCAUUAAUGUCUAGAAUAAAGUCUUAUCUUUCUUUACGUAUCAAUUUUUAGUUUUUAAUCAUUAAGUUUACUUGAUUUUUAACGAGUUUUGUCAGUACAAACGCUAAAAAUUGGCCAUGUUGAGCGAGAUUUCGUGAAUAAUUUGAAGGUUUCUCGUUCGUUUUUUAAAAAAUUGAUAUCAAUUGGCCACAGAACAGUCAGGGACUUGUUUAUUCAGACAGUGUGUUUUUUUUUAAUAAUGUACUUUGGCGAGUGAACGUCUGUUUAACCCAAUUUUCACUGCGAUUCUUGUGAUUCACUUGGAACUUUUGACCUUUUAAUGUUUCUCGGGAUUUUUAGACAGGUUUUCUGGAUAAUAUAAUUGGCUUUUUGAGCUGAAUUGUUGGGAAAAUGAACGGCUAUGUUAUAGUAAUGAAUAAGAAAUUAGAAAGAUCAGCUGCUUUACAUAAAAAUGACUUUUAUUGAGGAACGUGAGGUGUCGUCAUGGAUAAUAUAAUAUCUUUUGAUUGUAAAUAGAAAAUGUGUUUCUUUUUAUUUCAUUGUGGUGUUUAGAUAUUUUUCCUUUCAAUAGUUAUUAACUUUCGUUUUGCAUAUAAAUUUUCACCAGACCUCCUAUGGUCUGGAGAGGGCCCUACGGGCCCUCCACUUUUACUUUUACUUAUGCUUUACUUUACUAAAAUUAUUGUAUUUUAAAUUUGCCAAUUUUAAUACAGUUUAUAAUAUUCAAACUAAUCGGCUCGGGCCUGCGGCUCUCGCACCACUUUUUCACUUAAAUAUUGUAAAUGAUCCAUACCCGCCGUACCCUAACCCGUACCCAUUCGUACCCUCAUGCCAUACUCAUACCCAUGCUGUACCCAUGCCAUACCCAUACCCGUACCCAUUGCAUACUCAUACCCAAACCCAUGCCAUACCCGUACCCACCCGCACCCAAUUCAUACCCAUGGCGUAUCCAUGCCAUACACAUAGCCGUACCCAUGCCAUACCCAUAACCAUACCCGUACCCUUAGCAUACCCAUUGCAUACCCAUACCCGUACCUAUUCCAUACCCAUGCCAUACCCGUACCCCUGACAAUACCCAUAUCUACCCCCGUAAUGAUACCCGUACCCAAACCCAUGCCAUACCCGUCUUAUUCCAUACCCAAAUCCAUUCUAUACCCAUUCCAUACCCGUGCCAAUACCCAUAUCUAUCCCAGUACCCAUACCCGUACCCAAACCCAUGCCAUACCCGUCCCAUUCCAUACCCAAACACAUACCCAUGCCAUACCCGUACACAUACCCAUGCCAUACUCGAACCCACCCACCUCCGUACUCUUACCCACGCCAUACCCAAAUAUUUUAUAUCACAAAAAAUAGUACCAUAUUCAAAAUAGUAUCAAAAAACGUACCUACAUAUUCAUGCCCAAGACAUUUCCAACCCGACCGCUCACUAUCGAAAAUUUUAUAAAACUGACUGAUUUUUUUCAAAAUUUUAACAAAUUUUUUAUUUUUUACUGAAUUUCACAAAAAUUUGCAUGACUCUCUCACUCAGUACAGAUGUACUCUUAUUUUGGCUUCACAUACGGCUCUGCAUUAAUAUAGGAGAGAGUAAUGUUAAAGCUUAUAGUAGAUCUGAUAUGUAAGAUAAUAUUUCAAUGGUUAUUUGGAACAAUGUAAAUGUAAUUUUGGAAUGAAAGGCUAUUGAAAAGAACUUUUUGUAUUAUUAAUUAAAAUUUGUUUGCAAGGACAGGUUUAUAUACAUUUUUUUGGCUUUUUUUCAGGAAACAUGGGUCUAAUAUCAUGGAUAAUAUGAUAACUUUUUAUUAUUGAUUCAAAAUUUGUUCUUUUUUAUUUUGAAAGCUCUUUAUUGUAUUGUUCUUUGAUUUCAAAACAAACUCUAGGAAAUUUAACUGUUUGUUUCUUUUUUACGACGUUAUAUAUACUUUAGGUAUUGCAAUAUCUGAUUUUAGAUGCAAAAUUCGACAGAAGAGCCGGACCGCGAAGCUAAUGUUGUCGUAGCGGCAGGAGUACAACCACAGCACAAUGAGGGCAGUCAUUUGUUCGCCGAACGUACUCCAACGGCACAAACCAUCACGUCGGAGCAGGCGUUCAUGCACAUGGUUAAAGCAAUGUUGGGAACUGGGUUAUUGAGCCUGCCAUUGGCUUUCAAGCAUUCUGGACUUUAUGUAAGUUGUAUUUAUUAUUUUGUUGUGUUUUUAGGUACUAACCAAUAGGUUUGAUACUGAAACAUCCGUGUUACGUGGCUAAAAGAAGAGAUAUAGCUGUAAAUUGAUGUAUAAUAUAGAAAAAAGUUUAUAAAAAUAUUGUUUUCAGCUCGGAAUGAUUCUACUGGUUCUAAUAUGUUUUGUAUGUUUAUACUGCAUGAGACAGAUUGUAUACGCAGCUCAUUUUGUUUGUGCAAGGUAAGUUGUAUUAAUUUUUGUUUGGAUUUUUAGGUUAAGUCGAAGAUUUUUCAAAAAUGGUGAUAACUUUCUUUCAAGUUUUCGAAAAUGAAAGACCUUUUGUGAAUAGUAGAAGAAUUACAAGAACUUUCUUUAUAGGACGAAAAACGGCAAGAACUUUGUUUUAAAGUUAAGAAAUGGCAAAAACUUUCUUUACUGGAGCUAAAAUGACCAGAACUUUUUUAUAUGAACGGAAAAGGGCAAUAAUUUUCUUUACAGCAUAUAUAAUGACACGAAAAACGUAUUUUAGUAUCUUUUACGGAUUUUAAUACAAUUUUUUAGAAACGGCCGAGAAGCCAUUGACUAUGGCAAUAUCAUGAGAGGUGCAGUGGAAGCCGGUCCAGCUUGGAUUCGCCAUCACGGCUAUUUCUUCAAACAACUAGUAAAUUGUAAUGUGUUUGUAGCUCAACUCGGCUUCUGUUGUGUAUAUUUUGUCUUUAUGGCCGAUAAUUUGGAGGACUUUUUUCGAAAAAACUUGAAUAUUGUACUGCCCAAAGCCAUUUGGAUGUUAAUCAUAUCAAUCCCGGUCCUCGGAUUUUGCUCAAUUCGAAAACUGUCAAAGCUGGCACCGUUUGCCACAGCUGCCAACAUUAUCUACCUUGGUGCGGUGUCGAUUGUGGUCUACUUUUUCUUUAAUAACUUGAAAUCGACUGAUGAACUGACGAAGUGGGGCGAAUUGAGGGAUCUGCCAUUGUUUUUUGGAACUGUCAUGUUUGCUUUCGAAGGCGUUUCAGUGGUAAGAAUUUCAUUUUUAUCUGCUUGUUCGAAAUUUAGGUAAAAGAACCGAGGAAAUGAUCUUAAAAUGGCUUUUUCGAUAUUAUAGUAGACAUUUUCAGAUAAUGAUUAUCGAAAAUCGAAUGCAAUCUCCUCAAAACUUUAUCCAAUGGAACGGUGUCCUGAACACAUCAUGUAUGAUGGUCCUCGCCAUCUUCUCCGUUAUUGGAUUCUAUGGAUACUUGGCCGUAGGCGACGAUGUAGCCGAUACUGUAACGCUCAACCUCCCAGACGAACCUUUCUUUCAAAUCCUCAAAAUCAUGUUUGUACUCUGCGUUCUAGUAUCAUACCCAAUUCAAUUCUUCGUCCCAUUGGAGCGAGUGGAAAAGUUUAUCAGUCGGAAAUGCCCUCCGGAAAAACACACUCAAUAUAUGUAUUCGGCGAGAUUUGGCAUCGUUAUGAUAACAUUGGUCGUAGCAGAGAUGGUACCACAUCUAGCUCUCUUCAUAGCACUCAUGGGAGCUGUGGCGUGCUCAGCCCUGGCUCUACUGUUCCCACCAAUGAUCGAUCUUCUCGUGGCAUCGGCUAAAAACGAGCUGACAUCCGUUUGUUACCUAAAAAACUUUGUUUUACUUGGAUUCGCUUUGUUAGGCUUUACUACUGGCACAUAUUCCGCAUUGUCAGACAUCGUCAAAACUUUUGAGCCUCAGGAAAUUUGA
Molecule: messenger RNA, 4091 nt
Organism: Bursaphelenchus okinawaensis
Lineage: Eukaryota; Metazoa; Nematoda; Chromadorea; Rhabditida; Aphelenchoididae
Source: the annotation of a GenBank genome assembly